Messenger RNA from Saccostrea cuccullata (small rock oyster), 913 nucleotides. RefSeq lists its product as uncharacterized. The record is from RefSeq and is a predicted model, not a curated record. Lineage: Eukaryota; Metazoa; Mollusca; Bivalvia; Ostreida; Ostreidae. The coding region runs from base 177 to 872 and encodes 231 amino acids. The transcript is spliced from 2 exons.
CGUUACCUCGUUUUGAUGACUUCACUUACAAACCCAAUCAUUCACUGGUUAAUUAAGCAAUCCGAUUCCAACCAAUCAGAAUUGUUUCUCUGUGACCAAAAAGUUAAACGAGGAAGGUAUAUAUAAAGCCAACUUUGGGAUGAAAUAACAUCAGUUUACUCAGAAAUACAUCUAAGAUGAAGGCUGCAUACAUUCUGUCGUUAUUUGCUACACUAUGUGUUGUCAGGGGACAGCAGUAUUUCUCCGGUGGCCUGAUAUCCGCCCCGUACAAUAGCUUUGAAUCGGUAGGAAAUUACAUGGGCGGAUCAAGAUUUGGACAAGGAUGGAUGGGAUCAAUAAAUAAUAUCCUCUCCGAAGUUGUGUCCGGAUUUGGAGCACCCCAAACUUUCAUCGGAAGCGGUUUCGGACAAAGUAUAUCGGGCGGCUUCGGUGAGGUUAUUCCCAUUGUUUCCGGAGGAUUUGGAGGAAUCAGUGCAGGUCCAGGAAUAACCGGUUUAAGUGGAAUAUCUGGUUUGGGAGGACUCGGUGAAAUAGGAGGAAUAAGCGGAAGAUUCACAUUUGGGGAGGGGAUCGAGGGAGGGAGAUUUCCGCCUGGGUCAUUCAUUGGACCAGCCCCAGACUUUUUAUCAGCUGAUAACUCUAAUGAUGUAAUUUCUCGAGGGGAUGUUUCGGGUUCAUGGGGGCGUGGUGAUAUGAUUGAUCCUGGAUUUUCACGAGGCAGAUCUGGCUCCUGGGGACAGACCGUGGAUCCCGGAUUCUCUUUUGGAUCCUCCAACUCUUGGGGUGGAAGCGGUGGAAUGAACUCCGGAUUUUCUCUAGGGUCCUCAAAUUCAUGGUCCCAAGGAGGCAUUGCAUCUUCGCCCAUCUAUUAAAUAAUUUAUAAAUGACUUAUGAUAUCCAGUUGUUUAUUGAA